Molecule: messenger RNA, 1632 nt
Organism: Microsporum canis CBS 113480
Lineage: Eukaryota; Fungi; Ascomycota; Eurotiomycetes; Onygenales; Arthrodermataceae
Product: phosphotransferase family protein
Exons: 4
Coding region: 1-1632 (543 amino acids)
Cellular component (GO): mitochondrion
Source: RefSeq, a predicted model, not a curated record
AUGGCGACGCAGAAGAAGGAUUGGAACUCGAUUGAUCAUUUUUUCAACUACACUCGGGGGCGUUUCGUUGUCAACGAGGUCGAGGAAAUGCAACAGCGAUAUGUUCGCUUUGAUAUGAAUGAACUUGCUCGAUUGGCUGCAAAUGCUGUAGGGGCAAAAGAGGUCAUCAAUAUCGAAAAAUGUGCCGAAGGCCUAUUCAACAAAGCUUUUUUGUUCACCUUUGAGGAUGGGAGACAAGCGGUUGGCAAAGUCCCUAAUCCAGUUGCCAUCACACCGCAUCUCACAACUGCUAGCGAGGUUGCAACAAUGGAGUUUAUGAGAACUGUACUCCAGACACCAACCCCGCGAGUCUAUGCGUGGAGCUCAAAGGCUGAUGAUAGCAAUACCGUGGGAGUGGAAUUUAUCAUUAUGGAGAAGAUUGUAGGUAUUCCUUUGGGAAAAGCCUGGGAACAUCUUUCAGGCAGUGACAAGAUGAAACUUCUCAUUAAUAUCUUCAGGUAUCAGAAUCAAUGGACGUCUGUUGCAUUCUCACGAUUUGGAAGUCUGUACUAUGCAAGAGAUGUAGAAACUCUGCCCGCGGAUUGUCUAUAUAUGGACAAGAGAGGGAAUAAAGUCCAAAAUCCCAGAUUUGUCGUGGGACCGGCUUCUCAUGAUGAGUGGUUUUUACAUGGGCGGGGUGCUCUUCGCUGUGAUCGAGGCCCUUGGAAUACGGUUAUGGAAUAUAGAAAGGCAAUUGCCAAUCGUGAGAUCCAAGCCGCUCGAUCGUUGCAGUUCCCCAGGCAGACACUACUAAUAUACGGACCACGCCCACUCUAUUUGCCUACCGUCGAGAAAAAGGUGAAGGCAUUAGAGUCUUCUUUGAAAUCCUUAGAAGUUUUCCUACCGAAUGACCCAGCUCUGCUGAAAGCCCAUCUCUGGCACACUGACUUUCACCACGAGAACAUAUAUGUGAACCCGGAGAAACCUACCGAAAUAACUGGAAUUAUCGACUGGCAAUCUACCCCUAUUACACCACUGUUUGACCAGCCUUUAGACCUUCCAUUUGUGAACUAUGAUGGCCCAGAUGUUGGCGACAACCUUGAAAUCCCUGUAUUGCCUGAUAAUUUUCAAUUGCUACAAAGCACUGAGAAAAAGGCAGUACACAAGGAUUACAUGGAUAAGUCUGCGGUGGUUGCAUGGCGCCUUCUAUUAAAACACAAGAACCCGGGUUAUUAUAAUGCCGUCCUGUUUAAACACACUGCUAUUGGUCUAUCUCUUGACUUGUCUCGUCAAAUUUUUACAAUUGGAGAGUCCUCUCUCCUCACUAUAUAUUCACAGAUGGGAGAAGACUGGCAGGAAUACGCCCCCAAAGGUCCAGAUGCAAACCAUGUCCCAUUCCCUCUGAACUUUUCGCCGGCCGACAUUGCAGAAAUCGACGAUGAUGAAGAAGCGACCAGUCGCAGCACGAGAAUUGCAACGCAGAUAAAAGAGCAUCUGGGGCCAUUAUAUCCGUACAAAGGCGUCAUCGAACAUGAAAACUACGAAGAAGUCAAGAAGAUCCUCGAAGAAAUCAAAGAGGAGGUGAUUGAGCAUCUUUACACGGCUGCAGACGACAUUCGAAUUUUUGCCCAUCAGUGGCCAUACAGGGAUUAG